This is a messenger RNA of Neomonachus schauinslandi (Hawaiian monk seal), 888 nucleotides long. RefSeq names its product MICOS complex subunit MIC27-like. Gene Ontology annotation, cellular component: MICOS complex. The record is from RefSeq and is a predicted model, not a curated record. NCBI's taxonomy places the organism in Eukaryota, Metazoa, Chordata, Mammalia, Carnivora, Phocidae. Gene Ontology annotation, biological process: cristae formation.
AUGGCAACCAGAAUAUCAAGCACCUGUUCCAACAGAUUUAUAGCAUGCAACUGUGAAAUACGUAAUUUACAGACGGAGACGGUCACAGAUAUAGCGGCUAUUAGGAUGGGAAAGCUGACAACCAUACCUGGAGGCCUGAUAUGUGCAUCUAUAACUGUGCAUGCAGCUAAAGAAGAAUACAAAAAGCAGCUAGUAAAACCAGAGCAGCUCCCCAUAUAUACUGCACCACCUCUGCAGUCUAAAUAUGUUGAGGAACAGCCUGGUCAUUUACAAAUGGGCUUUGCACCCAUCCGCACUACAACUGGUCAUUAUAUUGGCUGGUGCAAGAGUGUUUAUGUGUUUGUGAAAAAUGGAAUAAUGGAUACGGUACAAUUUGGAAAAGAUGCGUAUAUCUAUCUGAAGAAUCCACCUCGAGAUUUUCUUCCAAAACUUGGAGUGAUUACAGUUUCAGGAUUGGCAGGCUUGGUUUCAGCAAGAAAAGGUUCCAGGUUUAAGAAAAUUGCUUAUCCACUGGGACUGGCCACUUUAGGAGCAACUGUUUGCUACCCAGUUCCCAUAAUUGCAAAGGCAACUCGGAAAAAGGCAUAUACUACAAGCCAGCAAAUUUAUGAAGCAGUUAAAUCAUUGUGGACAAAAAAUAACAAAAAAGAGUCAUUUCCUAAACCUAAAGAAAAAUCUAAGCUAGGAAAUUCUGCUGAAAUAGAAAUACCUGCAAAAACAACUGACAGCCUGAAAUACUCAGUGCCCUUGACAGCAGAACUCAGCUCUGAAACAAAGACAAAAUCAGAAUCCACCUCAGGUGCUACACAGUUUAUGCUUGACCCCAAGCUCAUGGAUCACGGGCAGUCCCAUCCAGAAGAUGUGGAUAUGUACAGCACUGGAAGCUGA